This is a messenger RNA of Danaus chrysippus (African queen), 237 nucleotides long. The record is from the annotation of a GenBank genome assembly. NCBI's taxonomy places the organism in Eukaryota, Metazoa, Arthropoda, Insecta, Lepidoptera, Nymphalidae.
AUGGCUUCCGGUGGUCAUCCUGAGGGAGCGGCGCUGGUCACCAGACAUGACCAGCUGGCUGGCAGUCUGGCUAGGCUGCAGAGACUGGCUGCGAGCAGGCAGGCCGCGCUAAUGGAGAGUGUGUGCAGGGCCGCGCGGCAGGUGGCGUUGGAGCAGCUGAUCGACUGGCACUGCUUCCUGAGAGACGCCAAGCAGAUGCAUGCUCUGUGUGCGGCGCAGGAGGCAGCACUCGGUUAG